Messenger RNA from Helianthus annuus (common sunflower), 921 nucleotides. Its product is annotated as membrane-anchored ubiquitin-fold protein 3. The coding region runs from base 290 to 646 and encodes 118 amino acids. Lineage: Eukaryota; Viridiplantae; Streptophyta; Magnoliopsida; Asterales; Asteraceae. Gene Ontology annotation, molecular function: protein binding. The transcript has 3 exons. The record is from RefSeq and is a predicted model, not a curated record.
UUAUAAAAUAUAUAUAUAGGAAGAGAACAAAGGAAAGACCAGGCUGGGGGUUGUUUUCUUUCCUCAUUCCCUUCUUUCUAUGUCAAGAAACCUUCAUAUUCUGUUGCCUUAAUUCCUUUAAUAUUCAUCCAUCCUUUGCAUCUAUCAAAUCUUUAUAUUUCUUUACAUCAAAUUCAUUGAUUUUUUUGUGUUUUUUUCAUCUGGGUAUCACUUAAUUUGUUUAAAGAUUGGAAAUUUUGAAUCUUUCUUUGAAAAAUCAGGUGGGUUAUGAGAAAUUAAGGUGGGUUUAAUGGCAUCUGAAGAAUCAAUUGAAGUCAAGUUCAGGUUAGCUGAUGGCAGUGAUAUUGGACCAAAUAGAUACAGUCCCACCACCACUGUUGGAUCUUUGAAAGAGAUGAUACUUUCACAAUUGCCUAAAGAUGAAGAAAAUGGACCUAAGAGCAUAAACGAUAUGAAACUUAUCAACGCCGGAAAGAUAUUGGAGAACCAUAAAACACUUGCGGAAUCUAGGUCUCCGGUCAGUGAAGUUCCCGGAGGUAUUAUCACUAUGCUUGUUGUCGUGCGCCCUCCUAUGCCAGACAGAAACAAUGACACCUUGCAUGAUGGCUCAUCAAAACAGAGCAGCUGUCCGUGUGCGAUUCUCUGACCGUAAGACGAACCGAGCUGGUUUAGGCUCGUGUUAUGUGAAAUUCAAAGUAGAUUUACGGUGUUUCCUGCUGCGGAUAAAAUAUGAAAAUGGGUCAGUGGUCCUUUGACUUUUUUUUUUUUGGUAUUUGCUUGGAACUUUGACUUGAAAUUUAAAAGGGUAAAGAAAGAAGAAUGUCUGGUUAUAUGUUUGAAUGUGUAUAUAGAAGCUUUGUAGACCAAAAACACAUGUUUUUUUUUUAAAUUUUAAUUUCAUCUUUCCAUGUGGAACACCAA